Xenopus laevis (African clawed frog) is the source of this 952-nucleotide messenger RNA. It is a transcript of the gene insl3.S, whose product is annotated as relaxin family locus C type II S homeolog. The coding region runs from base 58 to 528 and encodes 156 amino acids. The record is from RefSeq and is a predicted model, not a curated record. Gene Ontology annotation, cellular component: extracellular region. Gene Ontology annotation, biological process: positive regulation of feeding behavior; signal transduction. Gene Ontology annotation, molecular function: hormone activity; G protein-coupled receptor binding. The transcript has 2 exons. NCBI's taxonomy places the organism in Eukaryota, Metazoa, Chordata, Amphibia, Anura, Pipidae.
UCAGAGGAACAGAGCUAGAGGGCCAGUCACUCACCUAAGCAAAGAUUUACCUAAGCAAUGGCUCUCCACCUCUACCACUUAGCUUUGCUAAUUACAUUUUUGAUGCCCCAUUGGAGCUUGAGCUCAGCAAACAAUGAGUUGGGUAUUAAGCUGUGUGGACGAGAAUUCAUCCGGACUGUGGUGAUGUCCUGUGGGGGUUCAAGAUGGAAGAGGUACUCACCAGAACCAGGACAAGAGAGAGUUAAUCCCUAUAGAGACUUCAUUGACUGGCUAAACCAAGAUUUUGUAGACAACCCAGAAGGCUUGAACUCCUUGUAUAACGAAGGACAUGGUGCUCGAAAUGCCCCCAUUCCUGGACGGCAGCAGCAACAAGAUGCCUCCAUGGAACAGUUGCAGGGAGGCUUAUAUGAUUCAUUAGUAGGUCAAGAACCACGGAGCACCAGCUUACGGAUGAGGAGGAGCGCCGGGCCAGUAGGGACUUGUUGCCAGAGAGGUUGCACCAAGACUGAACUCAUGAAGUUUUGCUAGCAAGCAACACUCUACCCAGAGGCGUCAAGCAAAUCUGUAUCACUCCCAACAGCUUCAUGCCUCUCAAAAUAGCAACUCCUGUUUGCCUGUUACCCCCAUGCUACUUCUGGUAUAAUUACUGUGAAGCAUUCUAGAUGUUCAUUCCUACUCAGUAAUGCAGUCCUUGAUGGGUCCUCGUAAUAAUGUGCAUAGCAAUCAGAUUCAUUUAACAGCCCUAUCACUCACUGAAAUAUCAGAAAAGUAAUGUUUCUUAGUAAGAGCCCUAGCAGAAGAGCCACACGCAUACUUCAGCUUUGUAUGAUGAUGUAUAUUUGUGUCUGCUUUGAAUGCUAUCAGUUUCUGAUGUUUAAAGUAAACGAGGAAGUAGUGCUGUUUUCUUCCAUGUAAUGGGUCAAUUAUUUAAUAAACAAACAUGAUUGAUGCA